AUGGCUCUUCUGCAGGUUCGCCAAGGUGACACCAUCAGAGACUUUGCCUGGCAGUUGACGACGGUGAGGAAGCAGAUGGUGGCUAUCCAACACAUCCUUCCCCAGUGCAGCUCAAGACCUCACAACUUGUCUGCUCGUCACCAAGGGCAUCCCCCUGCGGAAAAACAAAGGAAACUGAUGCCACCCAUCUCACGGCCGGCCGCCAAGAACCCGAGAGAGGCUUCAAACAACCCAGGAAUUCGGGAACAUGCAUUAUGGGAGCUGGAGGAGGCAGACCCUGCCUUGGAGUUGCCGUGUCCGGUGCGUGCUAUACUUGGAUUGCAUGUAGAGUUCGCACGCUCUGAGCAGCUCUUUGUCUGCAUUGGUGGACUGCGGAAAAGGAGUGCUGUCACCAAACAGAGGAAAGCCCACUGGGUCAUUGACGUCAUCUCUAUGGCAUAUUAUAAGUUUUACCCGUUGGCCAAGCACUGCCUACAGUUACAGGUUGUUCUGCAGUCUGCUCCGAGUCCCGAACAUUUGAUUGUAGAGAUGCAUCAAGAUGAUCAAGCGCCUUCAGUACACUGCCCCUCAGCUGGCACUGGCAGUGGGGGGAGUGCGGGUACCAUGCAUUUUACCCGCACAAAGGCACAGAGAGGAAAUACCAAGGGAAAAGAAGAAGUAGUUUCCAUCCACACAAAAAGUGUUAGUAGGAUGGACAGUCUCAAGCCUGUCAAACAGCAUAUUCUCUGGGAAAAGAAGGCUGAGAUGCUCCAGUCUCGGGUGAAUGAGCUGGAGGAGGAAAAUGACUUCCUCAAGAGGCAGCUUGAAGAGAAGUCUGCACAAGAACAAGGUGGGAACUUGGAGAUAAUGGCCACUGGAGAUGAGGAGGCACGGGCCAUGAUUUUGGACUCCAGCACUGACACUACCACUGAUUCCAACACUGAUUCCAACACUGACUCCAGCUCCAGCUCUAUCUCUGACUCUUCAGAUGAGGGAAAGAAGAAAAAGAAGCGCAAAAAGAAGAAUGGCAAGAAGAAAAGUAAAAAAAGAAAGAAGGAAACCAAAAAGGUGAAGAGGUCAAACGGAAAAGGAGAGCGAGUUGCCUCAAUCGCAGAUGUGGUGAAAAGAUAUCGGCGUGUCCUCAAACUUGUGCAAAGAGGCUUCAGGAUGACCGCAGCUUUCAAGAAAGCUUGUGUUUCUACAAAUGCUGUGAAAGACACGGCAGCAAUUGCAGAGAUUUACAUGGUAGACAAAAGUGUCCUAGAACAGUUCAAGGGUAAAUACACACUUUUGCAACUAGCACAACUCUGUCAGAAAAAAAUUGUUGGUGAACUGGCAGAAAAGAUAAUUGAAAUGAAAAACAACAAACAGCUCAUCCCCUUUUCUGUCAAGAAAGACUGA
Xyrauchen texanus (razorback sucker) is the source of this 1380-nucleotide messenger RNA. RefSeq lists its product as uncharacterized. The coding region runs from base 1 to 1380 and encodes 459 amino acids. Gene Ontology annotation, cellular component: nucleoplasm. The transcript is spliced from 7 exons. The record is from RefSeq and is a predicted model, not a curated record. Lineage: Eukaryota; Metazoa; Chordata; Actinopteri; Cypriniformes; Catostomidae.